This is a messenger RNA of Arachis duranensis, 747 nucleotides long. RefSeq lists its product as uncharacterized. The record is from RefSeq and is a predicted model, not a curated record. Bases 1 to 732 code for a protein of 243 amino acids. Lineage: Eukaryota; Viridiplantae; Streptophyta; Magnoliopsida; Fabales; Fabaceae. Gene Ontology annotation, cellular component: mitochondrial outer membrane. The transcript is spliced from 6 exons.
AUGAACAAGAAUGGGAAAAGUGAAAACUAUUUUCAGGAUUCGAGACUUCGAGGUAAAGUGAAAAGCAAAGGCUUUGGAAAAUAUGCUUCAAACCUCUCUUCAGUGUCCCCACGGAUAUUAUUAUCUGGUCCCGCAGGCUCCGAAAUAUACCAGGAAACUUUGUCCAAGGCACUUGCUAAGCAUUUUUCUGCCAGCCUACUAAUUGUGGAUUCUCUUUUGCUAUCUGGUGGCACAUCAUUAACAGAAGUGCACAAUGCUAAAGAAAGUGCAAAGCCUGAAAGAACACCUGCAGUUGCUAAGAGAAGUACUCAGGUUUCCACAUCACAGCACAAGAAAUCAGUCUCUAAACUAGUCUCUAGUGUUGAUGGGCAAAUUAUUGGUGGAUCCACAUUCUGUUCUCCAGGGUGGGUGAAACUAGAGACUAAUGUCGGGUCAUCAAAAGCCACUAUUCUUAAAAAUGGUGAUCGAGUAAAAUUUAUUGGUCACAUUCAUUCACCCUCAUCGCCACAAACUAAAGGGCCAAGCCAUGGCUCUCGUGGCAGAAUUCUCCUCGCAUUUGAAGAUAACGGGUCUUCAAAAUUUGGGUUAGGUUCGAUAGAUCAAUUCCAUAUGGCAAUGAUCUUGGAGGCCUUUGUGAAGGCAAUCACGGAUACUUUUGUUCCGGUGAUUCUCUUUGUCUGUUUGGUGUUUCUUUGGCAAGUAUUGUCAUUUUUAUGCUAUAUUUGUGUUUAAAAUUCAUUGAUAAAU